This is a messenger RNA of Plasmodium cynomolgi strain B, 972 nucleotides long. Its product is annotated as VIR-like CYIR protein. The transcript is spliced from 2 exons. NCBI's taxonomy places the organism in Eukaryota, Apicomplexa, Aconoidasida, Haemosporida, Plasmodiidae. The record is from RefSeq and is a predicted model, not a curated record. Bases 1 to 972 code for a protein of 323 amino acids.
AUGGAAGACGAAGAUUUAGAUCACUAUUAUGAAUUGAAUGAGAAUCUAAAGAAAAUAACCAUUCGAAAAUAUCCCAAUUUAAAUGAAUAUUUAGAUAUAUUAAAUGAAGUAAUUGAUACUAAUUUUGUACAUGAUGAAGAUAGAAAACCUAUUUUUCAUUAUGUUUUAGGAGAUAAUCAGUUUAGUGUUACUGACGGUGGUGUGAACGUCGAAUUACAGCAUAUAUCUGAUGAUGAUAUGGAUGAUGAAGAAGACAUGGAAUCUAGCCUUGAUAUUUAUUACAGGUUUAUUAUAAAUAAUUAUAAUAAAAAGGCAAGUGAUACUUCAUUUUUUAAGGAUGAUUCGAUAAAUAAAUGCUUUUAUUUUAAAUAUUGGUUUUAUGAUUAUUUAAUAAAUAAUAAAAUUUCUAAAAAAAUUAUUAAUGAAUUUUUCAGUCUUUUGUUUGAUGAUAAGGUGGAAGAUGAUGCCCUAAAUGUAUAUAGAGAACAAGAUUCAGAAACGUGUCAAAUUAAUAGAAUGGAAUUACAUCAAAUUAAGAACAUAAAAAUAUUAUACGAUUAUUUGGAAAACUAUGAUAAUGAUACACAUAAGGCUGUUAUAGAAGGAAAAAUAAAAAAGAGUAAAUUCUGCACUUCCUUUAACGUCUUAAUCAAAGAAUACAACAAAACAGUUGAUUGUAUUAGUACGGGUAGUGAUAAUGAUUAUUGCAGUGAAUUGGAGUAUUGUAGGAAUAUAUAUAAAGGAAUUGAAUUAAAUGAGUUAGAAUGUUUAAAUAAUGGAGAAAGUAAAGAACCCAUAUCUGGUAAAGAUGGUGGUACUACAACCAUGGGUGUACAUGGAAAAGGAAAUCCAGUAGUAGAAAAUACAGGACGGCAAUCUGAUAAUGUAGUAAGUGUAGUUGCAUCAUCGAAAGGUAAUCGUAAUAAUUUUAAUUUACGUUUUAUAAUUAACAAAAUGUAUUGUAUACUAUAG